AUGGCGCCAAAACCUGAUACUUUUGAGUAUACCGUUGCUAUGGUUUGCGCUUUAGCUUUGGAAAUGGCAGCAACGACGGCGAUGCUAGACGAGGUAUAUGGAAAACCAGAAUGGCAAGACCCUCGAGAUAAGAAUAACUAUACUUUGGGACGAAUAGGUCAACAUUACGUUGUCAUUGCUUGUCUCCCCGAAGGAGUCUAUGGCAUGACGGCGGCUACAUCGCUUAUUACCUGGAUGAUAUCCAGUUUUAGAAACAUAAAGUUUGCCCUUAUUGUUGGAAUCGGUGGUGGUGUUCCAUCUGUGAGCCACGAUAUUAGACUUGGAGAUGUUGUCGUCAGCAAACCGAGAGGGACUUCUCCGGGUAUCGUCCAAUACGACUUUGGAAAGGCAGUAAAUGGAGAAAUUAUCGCGAAUUCUUCUUUGGACAUGCCGCCCAAAGUUUUGUUAACAGCAAUGUCAAGUCUUGCCGCGGGCCACAUGAUGACCGGUAACAAGAUUUCCAUUCAUGUAUCAAAAAUGCUAGAGCGGUAUCCGAGAAUGAAAGAAAAAUUCUCAUAUCCGGGCACCGACAAAGACCUACUAUAUGAGGCAGAUUACGGCCAUACUGCGGAUACCCCCACCUGCGAUCAAUGCGACUCGGGGAAACUGGUACCUCGCGCGACACGAAAAAAUACAGAGCCAGCAAUAUUUUAUGGAACUAUUGGGUCUGGGAAUCUGGUUAUCAAAGACGGUGUUAUGAGAGACAGAUUGGCUAAGGAAAACAAUAAUAUUCUUUGCUUCGAAAUGGAGGCCGCCGGCCUAAUGGGCCAGCUUCCGUGUCUCGUAAUACGAGGUAUCUGUGAUUAUGCAGAUGCCCAUAAAAAUAAGGCUUGGCAAGAGUAUGCUGCUGCGGCAGCAGCGGCAUAUGCGAAAGAACUUCUCUGUGCUGUACCUUCAAGAGACAUCAGUGUUGAGGUUAUCAGCCCGACUCUUGCACUUCGAACCAGUUUCAAAGCUUCGAGUAAUGUACAAGUUAGCGCCGCAGAAGUGCAAACGCCGCCCUCACCGUCGUUUAUCUUGACAGAUAGGUUUCAUCUAAAGGAUAGUAUAUCCUUAGCUAGCCUUGUUCUGGACCGACGUUAUCCAAACCAAGACUACUUCUCGUCUUCCAUGAUAUCCUUACAGAAAGGAGAGGACUUUUCAGUUUCCAUCGACCAAAAUUUUAACGAAUUCGUUGGGGCAUGUGCCAAAUCAAGUCCUGUAUUCAAAAAGGCACUUGCGAAACUUUUCUUACCACCAUCGACGAAAGGUGUUGAAGGAGAUAUUCAAAUUAUGUCUAAACAGAGUUCCGUCUAUACUUUACUACAGCCGCGAACUUUAUUCAAGAAUAUUAGUAGUACAACCGAAUUUCAAGAUUGGUUAGGUGAUGCCUGGGCGAGAAGAAAGCCGCUCUACUUUGUCGUUGGCUACCGGACAGUCACUGAUGCACAAUUUAUUGGGAAGGAGAUAAAAUCUCCCCAAAACCGACGACUUUCACGCAACCUUUCCUAUAAGCCUCGCUAUGAUACAGACGGAGAACGAAUUUACGCAAUAUGCUUUCGGAAAGUGAAAUUCGAGCGGACGUCCGAGGGAACAGUUCAAGUUCUCGGCUCAACAAACAGGUGGAGAGUGUUCAAUAAACAACGUGGGGCAAACUCGGAACUCGAGCAAGUGAUCUCCGCAGACCUUUGUGAAGAUGAUGAAGUCGGAACCAAUGAUUUUGGUGUUUUCCCUACCCAAAAUAGGGGGGAGUUGUGGACGGGGUUUUAA
Orbilia oligospora ATCC 24927 is the source of this 1788-nucleotide messenger RNA. RefSeq lists its product as uncharacterized. Gene Ontology annotation, molecular function: catalytic activity. Gene Ontology annotation, biological process: nucleoside metabolic process. The transcript has 2 exons. The record is from RefSeq and is a predicted model, not a curated record. Lineage: Eukaryota; Fungi; Ascomycota; Orbiliomycetes; Orbiliales; Orbiliaceae. The coding region runs from base 1 to 1788 and encodes 595 amino acids.